GGCGCAACUGCUGCUACCCGGGAAGGGGGCUCACUCCGAGUUGCAAGGGGAGGUAAUUUACUCAGAACAAGGGGCCGCCUUUAGGAAGUAUAAAUAGUGAGACUUCAAGCGCAGCGUCGCUAUCAGAUCUGAACUCUCCGCUGGAAGAAUUGUCAAAGAUCUUAACAUUGAACAAGCGCGCUCAGGCAGGGAAGCAUCAGUUCCCAUUUCCCUCCGGCGGCUCCCGCCCCUCCUCUUCUCCUCCUUCUCCUCCUCUUCCUCCUCCUCCCCCUCCUCCUCUUCCUCCUCCUCCUCUUCUUACUUCUUUUUUCUUCUUCUACUUCUCCUCUUUCUUCUUUCUUCUCCUCUUUUUCUUCUUCUUCCUCUUCCUUCCUCUCCUCCCCCACCUCCUGUCCCAUUGAUGUGUUAUUAUUGGGGGGGCUGGAGCAGUAAAAAAAGAAGAAGGAAAAAAAGAGCAGGGCUCGGCUGGGAGCGGUUGAGCGCGGGGCUGACGGGCGGCGGCGGCGAUGGAAGAACUUACGGCGUUCGUCUCCAAGUCUUUUGACCAGAAAGUGAAGGAGAAGAAGGAGGCGAUCACGUACCGAGAGGUGCUGGAGAGCGGGCCGCUGCGCGGGGCCAAGGAGCCCACCGGCUGCGCGGAGUCGGGCCGCGACGAACGCAGCAGCCCGGCAGUCCGGGCGGCCGGCGGAGGCGGCGGCGGAGGAGGAGGAGGCGGAGGCGGAGGAGGCGGAGGAGGUGCAGGAGGAGGAGGAGCAGGCGGAGGAGCUGGAGGAGGGCGCUCUCCCGUCCGGGAGCUGGACAUGGGCGCUGCCGAGAGAAGCAGGGAGCCGGGCAGCCCGCGGCUUACCGAGGUGUCCCCGGAGCUGAAGGAUCGCAAAGAGGAUGCGAAAGGGAUGGAGGACGAAGGCCAGACCAAGAUCAAACAGAGGCGAAGUCGGACCAAUUUCACCCUGGAACAACUCAACGAGCUGGAGAGGCUUUUUGACGAGACCCACUAUCCGGAUGCCUUCAUGCGCGAGGAACUGAGCCAGCGGCUGGGGCUGUCGGAGGCCCGAGUGCAGGUUUGGUUUCAAAAUCGAAGAGCUAAAUGUAGAAAACAAGAAAAUCAACUCCAUAAAGGUGUCCUCAUAGGGGCCGCCAGCCAGUUUGAAGCUUGCAGAGUCGCACCCUAUGUCAAUGUAGGUGCUUUAAGGAUGCCAUUUCAACAGGAUAGUCAUUGCAACGUGACGCCCUUGUCCUUUCAGGUUCAGGCGCAGCUGCAGCUGGACAGCGCUGUGGCGCACGCGCACCACCACCUGCACCCACACCUGGCCGCGCACGCGCCAUACAUGAUGUUCCCAGCGCCGCCCUUCGGACUGCCGCUUGCCACGCUGGCCGCGGACUCGGCCUCCGCCGCCUCGGUUGUGGCAGCUGCCGCCGCCGCUAAGACCACCAGCAAGAACUCCAGCAUCGCCGAUCUCAGACUGAAAGCCAAAAAGCACGCGGCCGCCCUGGGUCUGUGA
Messenger RNA from Propithecus coquereli (Coquerel's sifaka), 1502 nucleotides. RefSeq names its product short stature homeobox 2 (gene SHOX2). The record is from RefSeq and is a predicted model, not a curated record. Gene Ontology annotation, biological process: regulation of transcription by RNA polymerase II. Bases 507 to 1502 code for a protein of 331 amino acids. Lineage: Eukaryota; Metazoa; Chordata; Mammalia; Primates; Indriidae. Gene Ontology annotation, molecular function: DNA-binding transcription factor activity, RNA polymerase II-specific; sequence-specific double-stranded DNA binding. Gene Ontology annotation, cellular component: nucleus. The transcript has 5 exons.